AGAUGACCCCAGGGGACCCUUCCAACUUCUAACCAUUUGAUGAUUCUGUGAAAUCUGCUGCUGCUGCUGCUCCUUGGCAUUUUGCAAAGCCAGCCGCCUCUUCCGUGGCAGGAGCCCUGCGGUGAGCUCAGCCUUCUCAAGAUUUCAGCCCAUGAAGUAAGAGUUUGUUGUUGAGAGCCAGGUGCCCACCCUCCUUCCCGGUGCCGCUUGCCCAAGCCUCGCCCCGGAGCUGGAUCUCAGCCAAGACGUCUUCAGGCAGCUGAGAUGAGUGCAGCCGAGAGAGAAACCGAGUGCAAUAGGGGAGGCAAAGGAGCACGCCGUGGAGUUGCCGGAGAGAGGAGAGGGAUAUGAUGUGGCGCACAGCACUUUCUCCCUCCCCGUUUUUUAUCCUACAACAACGCUGCGAGGUAGACUUAAGGAUGACUCGGAACCCGAUCUACGACUACCCCGAGCCUUAUGCCAACCCACGGCACGGGACGGUGUCCUCCCCCCGGAGCAUCAGCCUCGUGGGACGACUGCGCCUCACUCAGCCAGUUUGGCUCCAGCUGGGCAUCAACUCGGCCGCUGCACUUCACAUCCUUCAGCGUGAACCUCCCGGGACAUUUUUAGUGCGGAGAUCAAAUACACGGCAAUGUCAAGUCUUGUGUUUACGCCUCCCCGACAAUUCAUCGCCGGCUUUCGUGACGACCCAUUGCUUAUGCCAGGAGCGUGCAGUCAUCUUCCUAGAGGGCUCGGAUUUGACCUUCCCCAGCCUCCUGCACCUCAUUGCUUCCUACUGCAUAACCCCGGACAUCCUCCCUCUUUCUCUGCGCCUUCCUCUGCUCAUCUGGGAGGCCUCAUCCUGCCAGCAGCUGGAGGCCAUCGCUCAUUUGGGGCUUGAAUUUUGGAGCUCAUCCCUGAACACUAAGGAUUUCAGCAGGCCUAUUCCGCCGGUGCCUCUUUCCGGCCCGGACAAGGGCCUCACGAGCGACACCCAGGUGGGGAGCUGUGCAAAGCUGGUUUGCGGACAACCUGCCAGAUCCCAUGAUAUUCCAACCCCCCCGCCAGCUGACGGAACUCUGCACAAGGAUGUGGGCACCCGGCGCCAGCGCUUCAAGAACAACGUCAAGGUCCAAGUGUCCACAGAGGCUGUCAGCCCCCUGUCCCCCCCGGCGGUCCCACCGCCCCCCAUUCCCGUUGGGAAAAAGAAGAAAAAGAACCUGCCCCACCCUCCUGUCCCCGGUGGGAGAAGCCAGUUACCCAACCGCAACCCUUUCCCUCAAGAUUCCUCACAGGCUCCGGCGAGGUUGGAAACUUACAGCAUACCCCAGAGCAAGAAGGAGGAGCUUAUGGGUCAAGCUGGGCACCCUUUAACCCCUGGUCCUUCUUCACAGCAGCCACUGCAUGUUACGGAAGAGGACCAGUCUGGGUUAUCUUGCCCGGGUCACUUUUUCCAGGAACAAGAAAGGGGCAGGUUCGGCAACGGAGUAAAAGGCUGCCUUCUUCCGUCUUCCGAGCCUUCUUGAGCGCCGAUUCCUGGAGCUGGGCUUUUGGGGGAACUUUGAUGACGCAAACAGGGCCAGGAGGUGUUCCCAAAGAAGGCAAGGAUGUCAACAUUAUUAGAGCAAGUGGGUGAAUGGGUCCUAUCCUAGAUUUUGAAUGGGAAUCUGGAGCCAGGGAGCGACACUCUAGCCUUCAGUGCUUAGGAGAGGUAGGAGAGAGAGAGAGAAGAAAAUGUAAUGGAAGGACGGGGAGGGUUGGUGCUCUGGCUUUCCAUUUGCCAGCAGGGUGGAUGGGAUUUGUAGUUUCACGACAUCUGGAAGGCUACAGGCUCCCCACCCAAAAUAUAAUUGCAUCCAAUAAGCUACUGGAACUUUUCUUGUGUUUUUUUCCCUUGCACCUUUAGUUUUUUGUAAACUAAACUUGUUGCUGUUUGAUGUCCUCUCUCCUAGAGGGGGAAGAGUGUUACACCAUUGCUGAGUCAUGUUUUGCUGUUAAUAAAUAUAAACUACAAUUUCUUAA
This is a messenger RNA of Podarcis muralis (Common wall lizard), 2001 nucleotides long. Lineage: Eukaryota; Metazoa; Chordata; Lepidosauria; Squamata; Lacertidae. The record is from RefSeq and is a predicted model, not a curated record.